Messenger RNA from Homalodisca vitripennis (glassy-winged sharpshooter), 802 nucleotides. RefSeq lists its product as uncharacterized. Lineage: Eukaryota; Metazoa; Arthropoda; Insecta; Hemiptera; Cicadellidae. The record is from RefSeq and is a predicted model, not a curated record. The coding region runs from base 1 to 438 and encodes 145 amino acids. The transcript has 5 exons.
AUGUGGAGAUCUAUGGUUGUACUGUCGGUGAUAGCAGGCCUAGCCGCAGGCUCCUCACUACAGCGAGGACCUCGGGAGAAGAAAACUGGCUUCGCACCAGGGCUCGCCACCAUAGUGGGUACUUUGGGAUUGCUGAAGAUCAAGGCCAUCUUCGUGUCUCUGAUCGUGUUUGCUGUGGCGGCAGUGUUCUCGCGGCUGCUAGGUGGUGGUUGCUCUGUAGGCGGAGAUCUCGGGUGCGGGGCCGCGGCGCUACUGCCUACAGCUCACUCGAACGUCGGGAGCUACAGCUACGACACGUACAGCGGGAGCGGGACAGGCUCAGGAGGCUACAACUACUACAACCACAGAAGAUCUGCUAGAGGAUGGGACAUCUUGGACUUGAGCCUGGAAGUACGGGACUGCAGUCUGAGGAUUGUAAGAAGAAGUUCAUCUGCUUAACCGACAACGAGGCCUUGGAAAAUCCUUUCCUACAACUCCUUAUGGCGACCUUUGGGACCAGCCUCGACAAGUACCGGGAGAGCAAUGGCAAAUGGUCUGAAACAACGGAACCUCGAGAUUGUGACAAACUCUUUCCAUCUUGCAUCAAGGCACUGUCCAAAGAUAAUAUGCCUGUCUCACACGACAAGCCAACUGACAAGCUCCCAAGACGGGAUAAUGAUAUAAACAUUCAUCGAUGAAUCCUGCUAGUCUUCAACUGUUAUUCAUUUUUGUUAAUUUUUACUCUUUUAGUUUACCACAUACCAAGUUUUUGUUUAAAAUUGUUGAGGACCUGCACUUAAAAAAUAAAAUGGUUUUUAGUCCU